CAUGCUUGCCGUAUUCUCGUAUAUAUGACUCACUUGUCCCCUGAAUAACAAGCCAAGUACCAGAACUAUUAACCCUUAAUAUCUCCCAUCAGCCUUAAUCUAUCACCAAGACCUCAUAAUCUUAUCUGAUCCGUCCCACUUCCACAUCCAAACUUUGAUCCUCAGCCAUGGCACCCCCAACCCCACUCGACGCAUCCCCCCAUCUUCUCGAGUUCCUCAAGACUCUGCACUCUCAGUCCCUCACCCAAGAGGCAACCGUGGACUGGUACUCGCUACCCGAUCAACGCAGUGAUGCCUUUGAUGACCUCAUGCGUGACAAGUUCAUCGCCCUCGAUCAGGACAAGUGCGAGCUGGUCUACCAUAUUCUGCGGAGUAUCAAUGCGAAGACGGUCGUCGAGGCUGGGACAAGCUUCGGUGUGAGUACUAUUUACCUUGCUCUGGCGGUUGCGGAGAAUACGAAGCGAAAUGCUUCUGCGACGGCGAGAGGGAGGGUUAUUGCGACGGAAAAGGAACCGUCUAAGGCUAGCGAGGCACUGAAGAACUGGGAGCGUGCUGGGGUCGAGAUUGAGGGGAUUAUCGAUUUGCGUAUUGGCGAUUUGCGGGAGACUUUGACGAGGGACCUGGGUGUUGUGGAUUUCCUCUUGCUGGAUAUCUGGGCACCGCUCGCUCUUCCAGCGCUGAAGCUUGUACAGCCAUGUCUUCGUCCUGGAGCUGUUAUUAUGGCUGAUAAUACGGUCAAGGCUGCUGACAAGUAUGAAGAGUUGUUUGCGUAUGUGGAUGCUCCCGGUAGUCUCUUCCGUCGAGUGACCCUUCCCUAUGAAGGAGGCCUUGAUAUGAUUAUCUAUCAGUAGGAGGUAAUGGCAUCCUAUAAGUUUGUUAUCAAGUAAAUGAACUGGGCGUAAAACCAAGCGCAGACUUAACCGUGGUACUCGGUUAGAUUUCCAUGGAUCCAGCCCGAGGCCCAAUUUGAUACUCAUAUCAAUUAUAAGUCUAGUACACAGACCAUUCGAGGAAUAGUCGCUAAAAUUUGAGAAUUU
Molecule: messenger RNA, 1037 nt
Organism: Penicillium subrubescens
Lineage: Eukaryota; Fungi; Ascomycota; Eurotiomycetes; Eurotiales; Aspergillaceae
Product: O-methyltransferase
Exons: 2
Coding region: 168-851 (227 amino acids)
Molecular function (GO): O-methyltransferase activity
Source: RefSeq, a predicted model, not a curated record